AACCUUCGUUGAAAAUUCCAUUAAGCUGUCCAAGUAAUAAUGCAGACGUUUUCUCUUUUCUCUGGUCGAAGCACUACAAAAGCAAUAACAACCUUACAUUCAGCAUAUACUGUCAUGGACGUAGCAGCGGUUGUUGGAGUCAUUGGUUUACUAUUAAUUUCUUACUACGUGUUCUUCUCCUUCAUCAAGAGGGGUGGUGCAGGCCAUGGUCGCAAGCCACCGGUAGCAGCCGGUUGCUGGCCAUUGAUUGGUCAUCUUUAUCUCUUCGGUGGUUCCACUAAGCCUCCUUACGAAACCUUAGGAGCCUUAGCAGAUAAAUAUGGAGCAAUAUUCAGCAUCCACAUCGGUUUGCACCCUGCUGUGGUGGUUAACACUUGGGAGCUUGCCAAAGAGUGUUUCACUACUCUUGAUCUCUUUGUCUCUUCUCGUCCCAAAUAUACCGCUACAAAAAUCUUGGGAUACGACUAUGCUAAUUUUGGGUUCUCCCCUUACGGGGAUUUCUGGCGUGAGAUGCAUAAGAUAACGGUUUCAGAGUUGCUCUCCUCUCGCCGGUUUGAACUGCUUCAUGAUAUAAGAGAUUCAGAGGUGCAGGGCUCGUUGAAAGAACUGUAUAGAGCGUCGGCGGAGAAAAUAGGUGGCUCUGGUGAUUUGUUGGUGGAGAUGAACCAGUGGUUUGGAGUCUCGAAUCUGAACGUGAUUCUGAGGAUGAUUGCAGGAAAGCGAUACACAAGUGGAAAUGAGCAACAGGUAAGGCGAUUGCAGGGGGUUCUCAGAGAGUUCCUCCGUUUGACGGGAUUAUUUGUGGUUGGGGACGCGAUUCCUGCUCUUGGGUGGCUUGAUUUUGGAGGCCAAGUGAAAGAGAUGAAGAAUACGGCUAUAGAAAUGGACAGCAUCGUUGGUGAAUGGUUAGAAGAACAUCGCCGGAAAAGAGAGUCCGGGGAGACUAAAACAGAACAAGACUUCAUUGAUGUGUUGCUGUCCGUCAUCCACCACGUCCAUCUUGCUGGUUAUGAUGCUGAAACUGUCAUAAAAGCCACUUGCUCAGCGCUAAUUGUUGGGGCUGCAGAUACUACGAUAUCUGCCAUGAUAUGGGGACUCUCGUUAUUGCUGAAUAAUCGGCAUGCUCUAAAGAAAGUUCAAGAUGAAUUGGAUGAGCACGUUGGCAAGGAAAGACUAGUGAAUGAUUCAGAUGUUAACAAAUUAGUUUACCUUCAAGCCGUAGUUAAAGAGACACUGCGAUUGUAUCCACCUGCGCCACUCUCAGGUCCACGCGAAUUCACGGAGGACUGUACCUUAGGUGGCUACCAUAUUCAAGCAAAUACCCGAUUAAUUUUGAACCUUUGGAAAUUGCAUAGGGACCCACGCGUAUGGUCAGAACCAUUAGAGUUUCGACCAGAAAGGUUUUUGGACACUCACAAGGGUGUGGACGUGAAGGGUCGGCAUUUUGAGCUUCUUCCCUUUGGUAGUGGAAGAAGGUCAUGCCCUGGCUUAUCAUUUGGCCUUCAAAUGACACACUUAGCAUUAGCAACUUUUUUGCAAGCAUUUGAGGUCACAACCCCGUCCAAUGCCCAAGUUGAUAUGAGCGCCACUUUUGGACUCACAAUCAUGAAAGCCACUCCACUUGAGGUUUUAAUCAAACCUCGUCUAUCGCAGUUGUUUCUCUUUAGGGGUUAAAGUUUAAGGAAAAUUCCCCUGCGUCAACCUGCGGUGUUUAUCCUAAUUUGAUGAGUGCUUCUAUAUUUUUAUCUUUAGUAAUGUAAUUUUCAUAUAUAUGUUUUUCACAAUAAUAAUUUCAUCUAGGAAGAGAUGAAAUACACACACACAUAUAUGAUCAGAAAGUAAAAAUAUAUUAUGAGAAACUGUUCUGAGAACUGUAUUAUUCUUUUACUCCGUCAUCAAUACUAUAUGAUUGGUAAGUGUUU
Messenger RNA from Abrus precatorius (Indian licorice), 1922 nucleotides. Its product is annotated as cytochrome P450 CYP82D47-like. The transcript is spliced from 2 exons. Gene Ontology annotation, biological process: defense response to other organism. Bases 40 to 1674 code for a protein of 544 amino acids. Gene Ontology annotation, molecular function: oxidoreductase activity, acting on paired donors, with incorporation or reduction of molecular oxygen; iron ion binding; monooxygenase activity. NCBI's taxonomy places the organism in Eukaryota, Viridiplantae, Streptophyta, Magnoliopsida, Fabales, Fabaceae. The record is from RefSeq and is a predicted model, not a curated record.